AUGGCUGAUCGGCGUUACGUUAGGAACCAGGGAAGGCUGAUAGAUACCAAGCAAGCCCUUGUCUGUGGCUGUGGGAGUGGCCAUGUGUCAAAAGGGGUCCUGUUUCCUGUAUUUGAAACCAUGGAGCUGCUGGAUAUGUUGGAGGACUUCAUUCUCCAUGCCCAUGAGUGUUACUUGGGGGACUACGCUGACUGCGUGGAGACCUACGUCCUCGACAGCCUGCAGGAUUUCAAAUCUCCACUUGAUAGAUAUGAUGUCAUUUGGAUGCACUGUGUUUCUCACUUGACUGAUAAAGAUCUCCUGAAGUUCCUGAAGGGAGCAAAGGAGAGCCUAAGACCUAACGGUGUCAUCAUUAUAAAGGACAACAUGGCACAGCAGGGCUGCAGACUGGACCCUGUUGACAGCAGUCUCAUCCGUCAUCUGGACAUCAUGAAGAGCAUUAUCCUGAAGGCUAGCCUCACCAUCCUAGACCUACAGAAGCAGGAGGGUUUCCCUGACAUCAUUGUGCCCCUGUGGCUGAUUGCCAUGCAGUGA
Messenger RNA from Tachysurus fulvidraco (yellow catfish), 534 nucleotides. It is a transcript of the gene ntmt2, whose product is annotated as N-terminal Xaa-Pro-Lys N-methyltransferase. The record is from RefSeq and is a predicted model, not a curated record. Gene Ontology annotation, cellular component: cytoplasm. NCBI's taxonomy places the organism in Eukaryota, Metazoa, Chordata, Actinopteri, Siluriformes, Bagridae. Gene Ontology annotation, molecular function: N-terminal protein N-methyltransferase activity. The transcript is spliced from 3 exons. Gene Ontology annotation, biological process: N-terminal protein amino acid methylation. The coding region runs from base 1 to 534 and encodes 177 amino acids.